GAGCUCCGGCGAGACGUGCGCGCCGCCGGCGAAGACGAGCUCCCCGGUGAAUGAUUUCUCCCAGCAGCCCCCGCGCCGGCCGCUUCCUCCCUGGGCUCCCGGACUGGACAUGGCGUUCACGUUCGCGGCCUUCUGCUACAUGCUGGCCCUGCUGCUGACCGCGGCGCUCAUCUUCUUCGCCAUCUGGCAUAUAAUUGCGUUUGAUGAAUUGAAAACAGACUACAAAAAUCCUAUAGACCAGUGUAACACGCUCAACCCGCUUGUGCUCCCGGAGUACCUCAUCCAUGCGUUCUUCUGUGUCAUGUUUCUGUGUGCGGCGGAAUGGCUCACGCUCAGUUUAAACAUGCCGCUUCUGGCUUACCAUAUUUGGAGAUAUAUGAGCAGACCUGUAAUGAGUGGGCCAGGUCUUUAUGACCCCACAACCAUCAUGAAUGCAGAUGUCCUGGCAUAUUGUCAAAAGGAAGGAUGGUGUAAACUAGCUUUCUAUCUGCUGUCCUUUUUCUACUAUCUUUAUGGCAUGAUCUAUGUAUUGGUAAGCUCCUAAGGAGAUGCCCCUGAAGACGCAGGUUCCAGUUAAUUGCAUGCAAACUAUACACACACAGCAUUUGAUCCGACAGAUACUGCCGCAACAGCCAGUUACGACCCAAGACCACGUAUACUGGAGCUGGGGAAACGUGGCUACCCAAUUGUUAAUGGAGAGAUGCAGUUUGUGUCUGCAGGAAGAUUUGUUGUUUCCAACUUACACGAAGACUAGGAAAUUUGUGUAUAUUUAUCAUUCUUUCAGUUUGUACCCAUUUCUACAAAACUUAUUUGCCGCUAUUUCUUCAAUAUAUACAGUCUAUAUACCAUUAUAUUUUUUUGCUUUUGCAAAACAUCUUGCAGCACUGUUCAUAUAACUGCCAUAGAUAGUUCUGGUUCAUUUAAGUGCUCAGCCUAUGAAUCUGUCAUUCGCAGUAAACGUUUAGCGAUCUCUAUAGAAUCCCCUUUUAUUUUUACCGUACGUUUGGUUGUGUAAUUUCCGUGGAAUAUUCUCUCUUCUGUCUUUAUUUUGAUUUUACAAUUCGCUCAAAACGAGCCUUUUGCAGAUGCAGUUGUUGGGCUGUCGUUUCAUGCAAUGGGCUAUCUGAGGCUGGUUACCAAGCUCACGGGCCGGGCAGUACACACGCCUAUGACUGUGUUAACUAACAGAAAUAGAAUUUGAUGGCAGAUAAGAACCACUUGGCCCAUCUAAUCUUGCCCCCAUAAUGCUCCCAUCGUUGCCGCUGAGGUACCUUUUUGUAAUUUGAGUUCUUUUUCAGCGCAGCAAUUCUUGAGGAGGUUUUACCUUUUUGCGUAUGAGUAGAAGAAAACAAAUGUAAUUUAUAAAAUGUAAGCAUAUGUAUAUAACCAACCAAUAAGCAUUCAGACCUGACUUGUGUGUGUGUGUUGAUUGUCAUUCAGUUGUGUUGCAUAAGUCACAGAGAAUAACAUUCCAUCUGCUCUUCUCUUUGAAUACAUUUUUGGUGCUGCUGUGAAUUCACUAUUUUGUAUAAUCAUCUUUAUAUAGAACACUAUGUGCAUGGCUCACAUUUCCUUUUAUUCAAUUCCGAACACCCCAAAUGCCUUUAUUGUAGAUCUGGAGAAUACAACAAUGCAAUAUAAACUACCAAUAAAAGGCAAGAGGUGACAUCCUCAACAGAU
Molecule: messenger RNA, 1680 nt
Organism: Pseudophryne corroboree (corroboree frog)
Lineage: Eukaryota; Metazoa; Chordata; Amphibia; Anura; Myobatrachidae
Gene: CNIH1
Product: cornichon family member 1
Exons: 5
Coding region: 110-544 (144 amino acids)
Biological process (GO): endoplasmic reticulum to Golgi vesicle-mediated transport
Cellular component (GO): endoplasmic reticulum membrane; COPII-coated ER to Golgi transport vesicle
Source: RefSeq, a predicted model, not a curated record